This is a messenger RNA of Oldenlandia corymbosa var. corymbosa, 3264 nucleotides long. Lineage: Eukaryota; Viridiplantae; Streptophyta; Magnoliopsida; Gentianales; Rubiaceae. The record is from the annotation of a GenBank genome assembly.
GAACAUCAUUCGAAGCUUCGUAAAGGUUCCACACCGCCACCUAGAAACACCAUUUAUCGAAGCAAUAACGCGCCUUUUGAAAAGCAAAUUGGUUAAACCGCCGGUGGCAAAUCGAACCGGCCCGGUCUAAUGCAAAAUAUAAAUUUAGGGGAUCUUCAUUUUACUUUACCAGAAUUCAAAGUAUCAAGAAUAUCGCAGAUCUCACUGAAACCCUCGUCGUGAUCUACACGUCGUUCUUUCCUUCGUUCGUGCGUGUGGACCCCCUCGACGAUCGUUCGCCAGUGGACGGCCGGCCAUUCCCGAUCAUCUCCUCGGCGCCGUUGACGGUGUCCUUGUUCCUUUACCUUCAAUCCUAACUUUUCUGCAUUCUUAAGGAUAUGGCUGAGGAUUCUAAGAAGGAGAACGGAGAUGUUGAUACAAAGGUGCCAAGCACAUCUUCCGAUCCUGAGGUGAAAAAAGAAAAGACAAAGAAGAAGAAAGGAGUGUUCUCAAGAGUGUGGAAUGCAGUGUUUAGAUCACAGGGUGAUGAUUUUGAGAAACGGCUGCAACAUAUUACUAAGGAGGAAGCAUCUGUUCUAUCUAGGAUGAGAAGACGUUCUCAGAGCUGGAAGAGGAUUAGAAGAGAUUUCAUUGUGAUGUCUGUCCUCCUUGAGGUAAUUAUGCUGGUUUAGUAUACGAUAGUACCAUUUCAGUGUAUGUGAAAAAAACAAUUUGGCUAGGGUAGAUGGAACUCGAAAUUUGUGGUAUUUUAUGUUUGUUAAACCCUUAUUUGAUCAACAUUUUCUUUCUACAUGAAUUUGAAUGGAAUUAUCAUCUUGCAUGUUGGUUCUUUGAAUUGAUGAUCUUUGCUUAUUUUGUGCUUCUCUCUGCAUUUCGAUUUUGGCAAUGAUCUUGUUGAGCUCAUAAAUCUCUUUUCGAGCUGCUCUUUGAAUUUGGUUUUGGAAGAUUUUUUUUGGGUACCGAGUUAUGAUGAUUUCUCGAUUUGUACUCAUACACACACACACACACACAUCUUUCUGCAGUCAUGACACUUGCUGUCCUGGGUCUUAUUGUUUAUGAAGCUUGAAAGCAUUCUGGUGUGAUUUCGAGGAAAAACAUCCUAGCAUUUAUUUAUUUUGUCUUGGAAUUAACUUGUAAUCCCUCUUUAAAUGAAGUACUCUGCCCCUCUUUUUUGCUUGUAUGAUUUUCAAUACUGCAGCCUUAUUUUUCUGAGUGGAUUCAGCUGUGACAAAAUCAGUUAGAAAUCUGUUCUCUGAGUGGAUUCAGCAGUGUCAAAAUCAGCUAAUAAUCUGUUCUAUAUCCGUUUGCAUAUUUUUGAAUGUUAUAAAAUCUUUCUUCCUCUUAUCCCUUAAAAUUGGAUUAUUCAUCAUUUUUUUAAUCUAAAGUGGAGAUGAUAUGUGAAAGUUCAUAGAUGAUUUAAUCCAUCAAUUCUUUUUUUUUUUUUUCUGUAGAUUUAAACUCAAUGUGAUUAUGCAAAGGGACUAGAUUAGUCAGAUUUAUUGAACACCUGCACACAAAAUUAGGUCGGAUGGCACCAUGUCAGCAUGCUUUCUGUUUUUAUGUGCAGGGUUAGGUAUUACCUUACAUAAUGAUGAUGUUAUACUUGUAUUGAAUGAAACUGAUUAGAUGAGUGGGAAGUGGGUAUUAGUUGACUUCAAUUCUUUUGCUUUUGUGGCCAUGUCCCCAAGCAGUUAUUUGAUUUUUCUGCUCUUUAUCGGUUUGAUUUAGGCAAUCGCAGUUGGUUAUGCAAUAAUGACUACAAGAGCAUUGGAGUUGGAUUGGAGGAUGAGAGCUUUGCGAGUUUUGCCGAUGUUUCUUUUGCCUGCUUUAUCUUUUCUUACCUUUUCGGCAUUUAGCAGCUUCAACACGAUGCGUGAUCGCAAAGACCAGAAGACUCUUGAAAGGCUUAGGACUGAAAGGCAAAACAAGAUUGAUGAACUGAAGGAGAAGACAAAUUAUUACAUUACCCAGCAGCUCAUUCAGAGGUAUGACCCUGACCCUGCUGCAAAGGCGGCUGCUGCCUCUGUUCUGGCCUCAAAGCUUGGAGCUGAUUCUGGCUUGAAAGUCUACCUCGGGGAUGAGUCUAAGCUGAACGCGCCUGUAGGAAAAAGCAGUGAUGUUGAGCUUGUGCCGUCUUCUGGUCUUCGGAAUAGGAAGCAGGUGCAGACAAGAGCUAAUGGUUCUGAUCACACUGUAUUAGAUCACCAUGAGGAGGAAAUGCUACACCAGACUGGGCUUGAGGGGCUUGAUGUUUCUCAGCAUCAGCAACUGGUUGUGGAGCAUCACCAGCAAUCCGGCUCUACUUCUCAAGAUGGUGGAUGGUUGGCUCGCGUGGCAGCUUUACUCGUGGGGGAAGAUCCAACACAAUCAUAUGCAUUGAUUUGUGGCAACUGUCACAUGCACAAUGGGCUUGCUAGAAAAGAGGAUUUCCCAUAUGUAACCUACUACUGUCCCCAUUGCAGUGCCUUGAAUAGGCCAAGGCAGAUGGAUGACCGUGCUUCUGGAUCCAAUUCUCCCCAUUUGGGAUCUUCAACAUCUGUUAGCGAAGUUGAAGUGACGAAGAAUGCUGCUGGCCCUGCGAGGAAGACUUCUGCUUCUGGCAGCCCAGUUAGCCCAGCCGAAAAUGAAACAAAAGCAGUAGAAAGUGACAUAGCUUCGUCAGAGGUCCUGGCUGGUUAGUUGCUGCACGAACCCUCGGUUUCUUUAGUUAUUUCCUUCUGGGUUCAAAGUAAGAGACAUGAUUACUUGCUACAUCAAUACUGCAACUUGCACUGCUCUAUAUCAGCUAAUCGAAAGGAAUCUUGGGGUUUCCAUUCUCUCGGUUGAGAUUUCCAUACAUCGAUAAAGCAUACGAGAUACAUAGUCAAGAACUGGUUCUUCCAGAUGGUAACUCUGUAGGGUUGGUUUUCACUGCUUGUGCUUGGAUUUUGUUCCAGCUCUUUAUUUUGAUUUUGUCGAUUUUGUAAAUCGUUAUUGUAAAAGAGUAGUUAGAAUCUUCCUCUUUUUGGAGUCAGAAUUACUCCAAAUGAACGAAUUGAGACAUGAGAGAUUGAAUGUGAGGCCCUUCCCUUUGUCAUUGAAAAAAAGAUUGUUGUAUGGGCGAUACUUUUAAGUAUCACUUGUUUCUUUUUAGUGCUUCUCGCAGAUGAAGUUUUGUACGCCUUGUGAAGCGUGGUGGUUUGCUGUUUCGGACCUUGCAAUUCUAAAAAGUUCAACAUUAUUUUUUAAUGGAAGUAAUUUGAAUGUUUAAUUUAAGGAAUUGAA